AUGGCUAAAGUGUUCAAGGGUAGUCAUGCAGCUGGCAUCUUUGCUGACAUGUCGGUGGAUGGCCCCCCCAUAGGUACUCUGGUGGCCAUUAUCGACCGAGCAAAGAAUCUACCUAAUCGGAAGACGAUGGGAAAACAGAACCCUUACUGUGCAGCACGGUUAGGAAAGGAAGCAAAGAAAACCCCAACAGAUUUACGAGGUGGUCAAACUCCUAGAUGGGACCACGAACUCCGUUUCACUGUACACCAAUCCCCAGACUACUACAAACUCAAAGUCUCCGUAUUCAACGACGACAAAAAGACAGAUCUCAUUGGAGAAACUUGGAUUGAUCUGAACAACCUGAUUAUCCCGGGCGGAAGCCAAGACGAUCAUUGGCAUCCACUGCAGUCGCGGGGCAAAUACUCUGGCGAAGUUCGAAUCGAGAUGACUUAUUACGAUACCCGACAAAAAGAUGAAGCGGUGAUUGAGAAACGAAAAGAGGCAGCAGAUAAGGUCCAGGGCAAACCAGCUGCCGUCAUCACAUCCAGCUCUGGUCUGUCAGGCCCCAGACAACUGAACGCGUUCAAGCGACGACCACUGCCCACCGAUCCAUCAGGAGCGCCACCUCCCAAACCUCCUGUUCUAGAACAGCCUCAAUCAGCCCCUCCAUUGCAUCACCCGAUGCCUUCUCGCACAAUCCGAGAACAAGUCCAAAACAUGCCCACGGUUCCUGUUCCGGAACCCGCCCAUCCUUAUCCUCAAAGACACCACUCAGAGCCCACAUAUGAGCAACAUUAUAAUCAGCCACCACAGUCUCGAGCAUACGAUGCCCCUGAAAAUUACCAACGUGAAUGGGAAGCCCCAGCCCUUCCUCCGGCGGGCAUGAUGAGACGUAACCAGACACAUGAAACAGCCUAUGCCGGCCACGAUAACUCAGAGCUUGCAUAUGACUCGCGUCCGCUACAACCCCGCAGUCAAUCUGACUUUGACCACCACCCUCCCCGAGAUCACCGUUCUGCCUCCCAAGAUCCAUCUUUUGAGGUUGAAAUGCGCGGCAGGGCACCGUACGAACACGCCAGGCAAGGAGAGGAGAUCUACAGUCCGCUCUCGCCCCAGUAUACAGCACCUCCGAUGUCGUUUGGGCCGGUGUCAACAUUCACCCCACGCCAAUCAGCUUAUGCUGAUGAGCCAGCGCCUCUGAGUUAUUCACGCCCGGGCUCGUCAUCAGGGCCAGCAGAGGACCCUCGCUACCAGCCACAUGAUAUCCGGGCAUUGCAGCCCAUGCGUCGUGAUCCCUAUCAUCCCGAGUACGCUACCAUGCAACCACGCGUAGAGGAUGAAGAUGAGGAUGGUCCGCCUCCACCGCCACCGGUUCAUCGAUCUCGUAUGGCUCAACAUCCGCAGUCGAUGCAGCCAAUGCAACCAAUGCAACCAAUGCAACCUGUCCCACCGCCUGUCAGAGAGUCACCCACGGGAUAUCAACCAUACUCGCCAGGACACUCUAACUCCACUUCGCCCAUGCCCACCAGUCUCGUCGUUGGGUAUGAACCCGAGGAAUUCCCGAAUUAUGACGAUCGAAUUGAACGCAGACGAAGCGCUCACUUUGACGAUGAAAUGAUGAUAUCUCACCCGCCAGGUCCUGGGGCCCUUGUACCUGUAUCAAAGUCCGCCCAAGCAUCACCUUCGCCUUAUGAAUCUCCAGUUUACCCUCUCCGUACCUCUCCGCGGCCUAUCGAGGAGCGGCCGACCUCCAGCCGCGGUGGAUCUGCUGGUGCAGACACGCGAAUGGUGACACGAAAAUCCGUUAGCCCCCGGCCUUCAAUCUCUAGUGACCGUGCCUCUUCCAUCCCAUUCUCACCCGACUCAUACAACGCCAUCAAUCCGCACGCUGCACGUUCUGCCACUAGCCGAGAUCCUACACCUGCAUACGAAUCACCAGCCCAGGCCAGGGAUGCAGCGAUUCGCGCUGAGCGAGAACCCAUCAGGGACCUCAGCCAGCCUAUCAUUGGCGACGAUGGCCGAGAAAUCGAUCCAUCUGAUCAUCUUCCGACGGAUACUUGGGCCCCAGAGCCAGAACGGAAAAACCGUAAGCCAGAGGUCAUCAUUCGCUUCAAGCAUUCUCCUCGUGAACGACCCACUUCCCGAGGCAACGAUGCCACCUCUCGCAGCACAGGACCGCCUCGUGUGGGCUUCAGGACGGAGACCACGUCAUAUAGCUCCGACCGUAAAAGAUACACACCCAGCCAUGCUCAGCCUAGCCCUGAACCCAUGGAUCGCACAGCGCAGCGAGGAUAUGAUAGCUAUGGAGACGGUUACACACAACCUCGAGGCUACACAACCCCGACAUCCACUGAGCGACCUCGCUCCUCUCGUGGCUCCGUUUCACCGUCGCCUGGUUCUCGCUCUCCAUUGUACGAUUACGCCCCUGGUCCACCAAUUCCAUCCAAAGUUCCGAUCUCCCAAGGCGCUCCAAGCUACCCUGUAGCUGCCAGCAAUCCUGGCAUGGAUGCCUUGAGUCGAGAAUUGAAGACAAUUGAGAUUGGCUCAGCAGGGUGCAGCCCGAGCCGUGCUGUUCGGAGAUACGCACCACCUCGCCAACCAGCAUCAAUCGGGUAUGCUAGUUAG
Molecule: messenger RNA, 2604 nt
Organism: Penicillium verhagenii
Lineage: Eukaryota; Fungi; Ascomycota; Eurotiomycetes; Eurotiales; Aspergillaceae
Exons: 2
Coding region: 1-2604 (867 amino acids)
Source: RefSeq, a predicted model, not a curated record